CGCCGCCUUACCGACUAUACGAGGUGCCCAGUACCGCGCGCGUCGCACCUACGUCCACGACGAUGAUUGCUUAAGUGCCAAGACUGCUGCAACUGCGAACAGAACACAGGUACCUAUCUAAAUCACCUAUAAUUACCGUAAUAAAUCGGUGUGUUUUGACGAUGCGGUUUGCUCCAUAAUAAUUAUUUGCCACUUGGUAACAAUAUCGUCAAAAUGUUUUGUUUGCCGCACAAUGUUUUACCAACGGACAACCAGUAAUCGAAGACAGUAAACGUGAUUAUUAAUUAUUGGUUGCUGAUUGUCGACAAGUCCAUCCAGUUAUCACACAGUUUAUUGCUGUAACCGAUGUCACUAAAACAAUUUGUUCAUUAAACUAGUUGCUAAGUUUCUCAAAACUGCAUCGUCAAAACACGCCUAUUAACCCACAAUGUAUCCGUAUGCCUUACUUUUAAUAUAAUAUUAUUAAUAUCGUGGUUAUUAGAUUAUAAUCUUGAAGCCAGCGGCACAUUUCAAACAUUUCAGAAAUUUAAUAAUUCGAUAGUCGAUACGACAAAUCAUUCCGCAGACGAAAAUCCCUUGUCAAGCCUAGGGAAAAGAUAUUAUGUAAUCGUUAAAAAAAAAAAAAAACCGCUAUCAUCGAUGUGACCGCCAACGAAUUACGAGCCUGUAAUUAUUAUUAUUUUAUGAGUAGGCAAUCCGCAUGAAUAACACAUCACUACUAGAAGCGGGUAGAUUACCUAAUAAUGUAAUAUACGAAUAAAUUAACACGUUGUCUUCGGUUUAUCGUGUCGGAAAUCGUGGAAAUGGGGGGAGGUAAAAGCAAAACAAAUAAACCCCACUGCUAUAAACAUAAACGCGUUCUCGCGGGACACCUGUUACUCUUCUUAGUUUAUUAUUAUAAAUGCAGAGUACACAGUGGGUUUCUUUUAAAGGAGUGUCGAAUCUAAUUUAACUUUAUGGGAGGGUAAAUAAAGGCCCACUCAAGAGCCAAGGAGUGUAAGGAAGACUAUAUUAGGGCUCAAGUACCUCGAAUGAUUUUUAUAUGUAUUUUUUUAAUAUCCCAGUGUCGUGACUAAAAUUAAUUUGUUUUAAUUAUUAAUUGUAUUUUUUUUGGAACUGCUAUCAUCCCUACCCCUACCCCAAAAUUUGUUUUGAUCUCAAAAAUUACUUGAGAUACAGUAAUCUAAAUUUGGUUACAAUUAUAAUUUUUAUAACAAUUUAUCAAUUUAUAAACAUUUAAAUCGCAUAAUAAAACGCAUAUGUUAUUUUAUGAUCAUAUAUAGAAAUAAUUUUUUUACCAUAAAACAUAAGUUAAAUUGGUUCACUUUAAAAGUCACGUAUUUUAUAUUUAUUAAAAAAAUCGCUUUAAAAGAACCAUGUUUUUCAACCAACUUUAAAUCUAAUUUUUAAGAUAAAACAAUUGUUAUUAUUUAAAAUUGCUCGAAAAAAAAAAAACUAAUUGGACUAUUCGAUUUUAAUGUCAAAAAUAGGUAUAACUGUUCAAAAAAAGGCAUUUGUAUUGCGCAUGCAAGCACCGAAAAGUUUGACAAUGUGACAUUCAUCCUAAAAUGUGUAUUUCAGUAUUCCCUAGCUUUUUCCGAAAAUCCUGUUUCAAUCCGAGGUCGUAUAUCAAAUUAUCUCCUUCAAGCGGCUGGAAAAUUUGCGCGAAUCCCAUUUAAUAAUAGGCGCAGUACCUAAUAAUGAUACAUUUAAACAUAAAUAUAAUACGUAAUAUAAUAUGACGAUUAGCCGUAUACCACUAAUAUUAAAACCAACACACCCAAGUGUUUGGUAAUAAUACAUAAUAUUACUAUUACCGGAUUCGUUCGAUGGCGACGUUCGGAAUCGACCGACUUUCGACAUAUCGCAUUAUAAUUUUUUUUUUUCAUACUUAAUAAUAUUAUUAUAUACAGGCAUCCGUCUCCGUGCUUUACGAAAAACCGAAUAAAAUGGACACAUGAGUGUCGUUGCGACAUAAUAUAUUAUAAUAAUAUUAUCACUACCUAAUAUCUAUUUAUUAUGGUAUGCACUACAAUAUGCCACGCGAUUUGCAUUUGAAUCGGCGUCCGAGAUUUGGUUAUAAAUUGUAAUGAUUAGGAUGUAUUUCGUAUACUCGUAUACAUUGGUAAAUAAAUAAAAAAUAUUAAUUUUUAGACGUAUAUUUUCGAAAUGAUAAUUCAAUUAUUUUUUAUUAUUUUAUAAUAUACAAUAAACUAAGAAAAAAAAACAAAAUAAUAAUAAUAAUAAUUUUAAAAAAAAUAGCUGAUGCUGUCGAUGAGUGCACAUUGUUAUAGGUGGGAAGUUCACAUAAAGUUCUUAAAUUUAUAUCUGUAAGCAACGCUAAACGAUAUUUUAACUGAAUUACAUUAAAAUACCAAAUUCAAAAUAAUGAUGAGACCAUUAUUUCUGUGUACUUUCCCGUCUUUCUACGUUUUUUUUCCAGUUUAGAUCAAUUAUUAAGAAAACUACACAGAAAAUCAGAAAAAUUACUUACUUUCUCAGCAACUACAUCAAAAAUUCAAUAUAAACGUUUCUUGAAUUUUUUUUUUAUUAAGCAAUAUUUUUGGUAGAGAACAUAGCGCUUAAAAAUUAAAGAGAAGGAAAUAGGUAACACUAGGGUACGUACCUAUGAAGGAUUAACGAAUAGUCUUAUUUGAGAAAAAUAAAUAUUAAAUUCCAAAAAUAUCAAAAUUAAUGUUAGCAAAUAGAUCAUAUUGAACUCCGAUUUUUAAUUAAUCUCUGUGUCAGAAAAAAAAAAUAUUACAAAAUAACAAAAAUUGAAUUUUUCAAACCUUUUAUAUAUUGUAUAGGAACAUGAAUUAUGAAAAUAGGAGUUCAAUGUCAUCCUCUUUCAAAUUAAAUAAAAAAUAUCAAAAUCUAACAAUUCUUCGAGGCGUAAGAUGCUUUUGUUCAAAACGUACGACGCGGGGCUUUAGACAGACUUAAUGUGGCGUUAUAUUUUGUCAGCGUUCCUUAUUUGUGACGAAUUUGUUCCUUAUUGAUAUAAGUUUUGUACAUUAAUUUUUGUAAACAAAAUAAUAUAGUUUAUCAUUUCAUACGUUAUUCGUAAAAUAUUGAUGAUAUUGUAAAACAAAUAUGAUAUACAAAUACGACGUAAAUCGUUUACAUUUUUAUAAUAAUAUUUAAAGUUAUCAUUAUCAAACGUUGAACUUUAUUUUCAUAGUUAUCUAUAUUUAUAAGUCAAUGUAUAUUUUAAUAUAAGAACAAUCAUAUAGGUAUAAAUCGCUACCAAUUCCAAAACAACAUGACCGGUAAAUUUCCAGUAAUUAGUAUGAUCGUCCAACAGUCGUAAAAAUCAGUGCUUAUAGAAUAAUUAAAUUAUUUUUUUUAAAAUAUAAAAACCUCUACAUAUUAACAAACAAUAAUAAUACAUAAUUUUAAAUCUGCAUUUUAAAUAUGUUUUAUGAUGUGUUCAUUUAUUUUAUUUUUUCGGUCUGUUAACAAGUUUUCGAACAGAAAUCUUUCUCCUACCACCAACAUCAGGAAUGGUUUUUGGUUUCUAUUUUGUCUAACUGAUAAAUUCGGAAGGCAAAUUUUAAUUAUCCUUGUACUUUCUAUUGGGGAAUAACUGAGAAAAAAAGUCAGAAAACGGAAAUAUUAACGGCUUUUGUUAAUUUUGAUUUUGUUUUUUGUUGUAAUUCGGAAAAAAAUAAUCAUAGCCCUCAAAUUUUCACCGAAUACUUAUUAAAUUAUCACUUUAUAGACGUGGUCAAAUGUUCAAUACACUCUGGGUUUUUUAGUAAUUUAUUGCUAUUUAAAUUUUUUUUUUUUUUUUGGUUUUGUUUAGAGAAAAUUAUAUAAUUAUUAACUUUGAUCAGCGUUUUAGGUUCAAAAUUUUUAAUUUACGUUAAAAUUUGUUAGUACACGAUCAAUUUUAAUCUUGUUUGUAUGGUUACAAAUAUAAAUAAAACGUUCGAUUUAAAUCGAUUGAACAAAUUUAACGUUUUAACGAAUCUGCGUUCAGAAUCGUUUUUCAUUGCAUACAUUAUAAAAACUAAAUUGCCCUGUAUAUCUUACCUUUCCAAUUUUCCACCUAUAAUGAAGGCCUAUUAACAAUAAGCAUCUGGUUCAGUGCAAGAUAACCUUAUCGCGGUAGGGCGAUUUUUAAAAUGCAUUUAACACAGACUCAUUUAUGCUAAAAACCAAGCUAGGUAAGAGUACAUUGGGAAGCGAUUACCUUUAUCGUCGCCCGCCUUGGAUCCGUCAUUGCUCACAAUGAAAUUAUCCCAUAUAUGAGGAACGUAGCGACAAUAUACACAAAAUACCCGCAAUUGACAGGCUUUUAAUCGUAAUUUAUUUUUUUUAGAUAGACUAAAAAUGACAUACAAUAUGACGGUCGCCGUGCAUUGGUUUAGGAACGGGCUAAGACUGCACGACAAUCCAGCUUUGAUCGAAGCUGUUAAUAAGGCCGACAAACUUAUCACGUUGUUCAUUUUCGAAGAAAAUAUGUACAGUAAGUAGUUAUACCUUAUGUGUACCCACAGUACCUAUGCACACCAUAUUCAUAAAAAAAACAUAAUAGUAUAUUAUUAUAAUUGAAGACCUUUACUGUUUUCGAAAAUGUAAUUUCGGAAUUAUGGUAUUUAAAGAUAAAAAAACGCUUUUUAGCGUUAUAAUAUAUAACUUAUAACUUAUACUAUAUAAAUAUAUAAAUUUUAAAGUACAUAUAAUUUAAUCGAGUUUUCUAUAAAAUCCAUUUACAAUAUCCAUCCAUUCCAUGAAAUUCGUUUAAAACGUGUAACUGCUAUUUAAGGUUCACGUAUUGCACACAAAUUAAUAGUUAUUUUAUGUUCGGUGUAGUUUUUAAAUUCUGAAUGGAGCGAGAAAUGUAUUGGUUUUACAAUGAUAUUUUUUAAAAAUUUUUUUUUUGAUGUGAACACUUUUUCUACCAGAAAGUUUACUCCGGUUAUCAAGUAUAGCAUCUUUUCUAAAAGGAAAAUAUGUUCUCUGGGUGGUACUUUAGAAAGGUCAUUUGCAUCCGAUGCUUUAGGUUAGAAAAUAUUAAAAAAUUAAAAAUAAGGUUGUCAUUGGCAACCGUUUUUAUUUAUUUUUUGUUAUUAUUAAGUUUUUAUUUUUGUAAUCUUUUUUAAACAAUCAUUAUUGUCAUGGAAACGCGCAUUGUAAUUAUUUUACCAUAAUAUGACAUAUAUAUUGUUGACAAAGGAGCAUAAUGAUAAUGAUCAACUGAACUCCUCUUAGAAUUAUUCAUUCGUUAGCAAUGGUUUACGUUGCUAACAGAUAUACAUUAAAUUCCCGUCGGUAUUCUACCUUUCCAACUUCCCACUUACAAUAGUGGCUGCGCUUACGUGCGAAGUAUGUCCGUGUUUUUUUUUUUUAAUGCAUACGUUACUACGAGUAUAUAGUGUAAAUAUAUACUUUUUUUGAAAUGGUCAUUAUACAAAAUCCUAUAAUAUUAAUAGGCUUAAAUUGAGUACUUGUUUUCAUUACCUGUUUGGAUAUCAACACUUAUAAUACAAGUAUAAUGUCCAAACUAGAAAUGAAGACUUUUUGUCAGUGUGUGAAACUUGUAAUUUGUAACUUAAAAUUCAUAACUUUGCGCAAAUCCCAUGAGACCAAUAAUCACUAAUGACUUCAAUGAACGAGGUCAAGUUAAAUUAGUAAAUAUACAGUCGUUAUACUUUUUAAUGAGAUUUGGAUUUUUAGAAUUUUUGUUCAGUAAAAAAUAAAAAAUAAAUGUUUUAAGAUUUUCAAUUAAUAAAAUGAUACGUACUUACUUACUUACAUAUUAUAAUUUCGGCAAUUUAUUUAAUUGACUUCGAAAACUGUGGUUACGUCAUGUUGUACGGAUGGGUAAUAAUAAUUAUUUUAUUUGGUCAGUAGGUACCUAUAUAGUUUGUAGUUCCAAGAUCAUUCGGUCCAAUAAUUAAUAAUAGUUUAUACAACUUACAGCCACUAUUAUAAUAAUAAUAUUUAACCUAAAAAAACAAUUAAAAUAAUUAUAUGAGUUUGCAGAUGCUCUAAGGGUAGUUUUAAACAUUAUUUUUUAAGAAGAAAGAGGAAGACCGAAAAAAAGAUGGUUAUACGGGUACUAUUGGAAAAGACUGGUGGAGACUGGUGUCAGGUGGAGAUUUAGGAAUUUAGAAUACUGACUAUUGAGGUGACUGAUAUUAAAUAUAGUUUAAAAAAGAGACAAAAAAGGAAAACAUUUGUUUCUUUCUGACCUUGAUUGACCAGAGGAAUAAACAAAUAACAGCGAUUCGAAUAUCGAAAAAUAUUUCUGAUUUUAUUUUAUUUUUUUCCAAAAACAUUAUUACCAUUAUUUGUCUUAUAUUAGAUCAUUCUCGAAACUAAAGAUUACCUAUAAUAAUAAAUAAUAUAAAGAUUUGUUUUAAUUAUCGAUUUAGCGUUUUUAUUUAACUCACCUCAUAGAAUGAUUGUUAAUUUAGAUUUCUGGUUCAAUUUCGAAUUUGAUUGAAUAAUUUUUACUUAUACUUUAAUAUUCAGCAAUAGCAAACUCGAAUAUUAAUUUUUGAUUUAAUUAAAUAUAACGAAAUAUAAUAAAUUAAUACCUUUAAAAACAUUAACAUACUUUAAUAUAAUUAUAUAUUUAUUAUUGUCUGUUUAGAUACGGAUGUGAUUGGAUAUCAUCCAAUGCGUUUUCUUUUGGAAAGUUUGGACGACUUAAACACCAGUUUGACUAAACUAGGUGGUUGUUUAUAUAUAUUGCAAGGGAAUCCUGUAAAAAUAUUCAAUAGAAUCAAAGAAGAAAUCGGUCUAAAUUUAAUUACUUACGAACAGGUAUAAUUUUGUGUGCCUAUUAUAUUAGACACCUUCUGAAGGCUAUAACAUUAACGUUUAACAUUUUAGGACUGCGCGCACAAUGGGAGAAUUCGUGAUGAAUUGGUCGUGCAAUAUUGUAAUGCAAACAACGUUCAGUACAUUGAAAAGGUUUCCCAUACAUUGUGGAACCCAAAGACGAUUAUCGACACAAAUGGUGGUGAACCUCCAUUGACUUUUAAAAAGUUUCAAGUAUAUAUUUAGUUUAAAUCGUUUACUUGGGGUAGUAAAUAAUAAUACGUGUUGAAAUUUUUAGACUUUAGCGCUCUCUAUUAAUAAACCACUGAAGCCAAUCAAUAAUGUGGACUGGUCGACUGUGAGUUUUGGAAAACUACCGGUUACAUUAUUAGAAGAGUUAAAGGUAAUAUUAUACAUUUUAUUACACUUUAUAAAAUAUGAUAAGACAAAUCUUUAAUCACGAAUUCAUGAUACAAAAACGUCGAAUCAACAAAUUUAAUGAUUCACGUUGUAAUUUUUGACAACAUUGUCCUGUAUUAUACUUUCUUGAUUACACAGGCCUUAGAUAAUCCAACCACACAAGAUUUUGGUAUCGUACCGGAGGCUCCUGAAAUCAAUAAUUCUUAUAACUGUUGGUAUGGCGGCGAGACCAAAGCUUUAGAAAAAUUGACUGAUCGACUCAACUUUGAAAAAGAAGCAUUUGUUAAUGGAUUUUACUUGCCUAACCAAAUAAACCCGAACCUCUUGGACCCAUCAUAUAGUCUUAGUGCUGCUUUACGCUAUGGAUGUCUAUCCAUAAGAAAGUAAUUAUUAUUUAUUCGAUUACAAUAAAUAUGGUACCUAGGUAUUAAUUUUUUAUUAUUUUGUUUAAACCGCGAUAUUGGUUCUUAGGCUUUAUUGGGAGCUUUCAAAACUGUUUAUCCAAAAUUUCGAAGGAGAUUUAUUACCGCAGUAUAGUGCCACUAGUCAAUUGAUUUGGCGGGAUCAUUUUUAUUCUAUGUCUUUUAACAAUGAAUACUUCGAUCAGAUGGAAGAUAACAUGGCAUGCUUGAAAAUACCAUGGAAUGAUAUAGAAACAGGAGAAAACAAACAGAUGUUGGAAUACUGGAAAACUGGUAAAACUGGAUAUCCUUUUAUUGAUGCCGGGAUGAGACAACUAUUACAGGUGACUCAAAAAUGUAGUAAUUUAUAUAUCGACUGUUGGUCAAAAGAAAAUAUUAUAGAUUUACUUUAUAAUCUUAUUUUAAACGGCUUACUCAAUGGGGUUUUCUAGGAAGGAUGGGUUCAUCAUGUAGUACGAAAUUCGUUGGCGUGUUUUUUGACGAGAGGUGAUCUUUGGAUUAGCUGGACCGAAGGAUUGAAACACUUUUUGAAAUAUUUGAUAGACGCCGAUUAUUCGGUUUGUUCUGGUAAUUGGAUAUGGGUAUCGAGCUCUACAUUUGAACAGAUAUUGGAUUGUCCUUUAUGCAUUUGUCCAGUUAGUUACGGGGUUAGACUUGAUCCUUCCGGCGAAUACAUAAGGUAACACAAUUUAAAAAGUAUUAACCAUUUAUUAAUUUUGUUUUUACUUUAUUAUUUUAUUAAAAAAUAUUAUAAUAAAAAUAAAUUUAAAAUAAUUACUACAGUAUCAUAAAUUCUUAUUAUUUUAUAGACGAUAUGUUCCUGAACUGAAAAAUAUGCCUGAUCAGUACUUAAAUCAACCAUGGAAAUGUCCGGAUUCGAUUCAAAAAGAGGUGGGAUGCAUUAUUGGCAAGGACUAUCCACAUCGUAUUGUCGAACAUACCGAAGUAGCACGAGAAAACAGAAAAGUAUAAAAAAACAAUAAUUAAUUACAUUAUAUCCAUAACUUUCAAAUGCAUUUCUCCGUACGUAUACUUGUAACUUGUCUGCUAUAAAAAUACAGAUUCUUAAAACAUAUUAUAUUAUAAAAAAUAUGUAUCUACCUAGCUAUAUUUUACACCAUUCAUGGAAUGUAUUCGGUCAAUUUAAUCAUUUAAACUUUACAUAGUUAUGUGAAAUAACUCCUUGGGAGAUAAUGUCCUUUAAAUGUAUUUAAAAAAUCCAAACCCGAUUUGAAUGGCAAAUUGGACAUAGGUAAGAAUCUAAAAACUAGAAAAUAAAAAAUUAUUUUAAUUUGUUUAAUCUUCAUCUAAUUAUUUUCUGAUAUUCAUAGCAAAAAGUAUCACUAGAAAAAUAUUAUACAAACUUCUUUUUUUAAUGUAGAAAACAAAAAGAGAAAAAUGUGAUUAAAAAAAUCUCCAAUGCACCAAAUAGACAAAAUUUGGUAACAGAAAUCACCUUAAAAUUUGAUCAUCAGAGCAUUAUAUCUGGUAGAAAAGCUGUUAAUAGACAGAAAAAAACAUGCACAUUAAAGUAAAACCAAUACAUUCUAUACUACAUUCAAGUCUAAAAAAUAUUUGUUCAAGUUAAUAUAACAUCGCAGUUUUAAAUAAUUCGUAAAAGAUCUAUUUUACAAUUUAUUUAAUAAUAUUUUAUAUGCAAUUAUGGUAUCUUCUUUAAAAUGUAUUAAAAUUUGAUAAUUUAGUUAGUUCACUACAUUUUAGAUGUUUAUAUAUCUAUUAUAAUUUAUAUUAUAAAAAUUUUUGUGAGCAAAAAUAACCCCGGAUCUCUAAAUAAGUUUCUCUCAGUGUGGCUCAGUAACUAUUUGGUAAACUGAAUAGAUUUAAAAAUAUAUACGUAAUAUUAUUUUGAGAAAUUUAUUAGGUCGUGAACAAAAAAUAAAAAUUAAUUUUUGAUUUAUUUUGUACAAUAAUGAAAAUUAAAUGUGAUUGUCUACUAAAUAUAACUAUGAUAUUUAAUUGCAUUUUAGAAAAUGCAAUCAUUACGAAUUUCACUGAUGAACAGUUCUAUGGUACCACAUUGUCGUCCAUCAGAUCAGACAGAAGUCAAACAAUUUAUGCAUUUACCCGAAGAAUGCAUGGAUCAAUUGUUUUUAAAUGAUAAUUUAACUACAUAUGAACAUUUACAUAUUCAUUAAAUUACCAAACUACUAUUAAGAAUAAUUCCCUUGUUUCCUAUAAGGUACCUGAUUCCAUUUUUUUUUUUUUCGUA
Cinara cedri is the source of this 9849-nucleotide messenger RNA. The record is from the annotation of a GenBank genome assembly. Lineage: Eukaryota; Metazoa; Arthropoda; Insecta; Hemiptera; Aphididae.